This is a messenger RNA of Cryptomeria japonica (Japanese cedar), 666 nucleotides long. Its product is annotated as ethylene-responsive transcription factor 12-like. Gene Ontology annotation, biological process: regulation of DNA-templated transcription. Gene Ontology annotation, molecular function: DNA binding; DNA-binding transcription factor activity. The coding region runs from base 1 to 666 and encodes 221 amino acids. The record is from RefSeq and is a predicted model, not a curated record. NCBI's taxonomy places the organism in Eukaryota, Viridiplantae, Streptophyta, Pinopsida, Cupressales, Cupressaceae. The transcript has a single exon.
AUGUGUUCCCUGCAAGCCAAAGCCACUGCCGAGGCGACCACCACAAAGAGUCAUUACAGAGGAGUAAGAAAAAGAUCUGAGGGCCUAUUCUCUGCGGUGAUUAAUGACCCGUCCAAGGGACGUCGCGUAUGGCUGGGCACUUUCAGUUCUGAUAUUGAGGCGGCUCAUGCAUAUGACCGGGCCGCCAUAGCAAUAAAAGGCUGUAGGGCCAAAACCAAUUUCCCACUUUCCGGUUACCAAAUUCCUGAGUCGCUUAAAGAAGUCCAUGUUCCGUCAUCGGUUAACUCCAACAAGAUGGUCAAAGCUGCCAGUCGGCCAUGGACCCAUGCCUAUCUUAACAAAACCUUCAAUGUGGGCACUUCUUCUUCACCUUCUAUUUUGCAGGACAUGUCUCCACAGGAGCUUCGGAGGCAACAGCAAUCGGCUGCGUUUAAGAUGACAAAUCAGCCCAGAUGCAAUGAGAGUGAAGGUGAUGGAGGAGUGGGAGAAAUCCAUGAGGGCUGUAAAGUGAGCUCCAAUCCAUGCAAUAGUAGCGAUCCAUCUUCCUCCGCCGUCACAGAAUGCAGAGAUUCUCCAACAAUGGGUGUUUUGGAUUUGAACCUUCCUCCGCCGGUUGAAGAAGAUGAAUGUGAUUAUUCUCCCAAAACGCUUUGGCUGCUCAAGUGA